Rhinolophus ferrumequinum (greater horseshoe bat) is the source of this 2132-nucleotide messenger RNA. RefSeq names its product protein phosphatase 1 regulatory inhibitor subunit 14C (gene PPP1R14C). Gene Ontology annotation, cellular component: cytoplasm. Gene Ontology annotation, molecular function: protein serine/threonine phosphatase inhibitor activity. Bases 128 to 625 code for a protein of 165 amino acids. Lineage: Eukaryota; Metazoa; Chordata; Mammalia; Chiroptera; Rhinolophidae. The transcript has 4 exons. Gene Ontology annotation, biological process: regulation of phosphorylation. The record is from RefSeq and is a predicted model, not a curated record.
GCGCGGCGCGCCGAGCAGGUGCGGGCGAGCCCCUUGCAUGCCGCUGCCGGGCGGGAGGUGGUAGCGGCGCCCGGCGCGCUCUGCCCGCCCUCCUCCGGGCCGCACUCGGACUCCCGCGCGCGGGGACAUGUCGGUGGCGACGGGCAGCAGCGAGGCGGCCGGUGGGGCCGGCGGCGGCGGCGGCGCGCGCGUUUUCUUCCAGAGCUCUCGGGGCGGCGGCGGCAGCCCGGGCUCGAGCAGCGGCUCCUCCCGGGAGGACUCGGCGCCCCUGGCCACGGCGGCGGCCGCUGGGCAGGUUCAACAGCAGCAGCAGCAGCAGCGGCGCCACCAGCAGGGAAAAGUGACAGUGAAAUACGAUCGCAAGGAGCUUCGCAAGCGGCUGGUGCUGGAGGAGUGGAUCGUGGAGCAGCUGGGACAGCUGUACGGCUGCGAGGAAGAAGAAAUGCCAGAUGUAGAAAUUGACAUUGACGAUCUUCUUGAUGCAGACAGUGAAGAAGAGAGAGCUUUAAAAUUACGGGAAGCUCUUGUAGACUGCUACAAACCAACAGAGGAAUUUAUCAAGGAGCUGCUCUCUCGGAUAAGAGGCAUGAGGAAACUGAGCCCCCCGCAGAAGAAGACUGUGUAAUUCUGGCGCAGGGUGGAACUCACCCGGAGAUCAAGAAAGGGUUCUGGGUUUGGACUUCACAAGGACUUUUAGUAAAGAAUAGUUGUCCUUAUGAGCAACUUUUUUUUUGGGGGAGGGAUCUAUUAGACAUUUAUUCUAGAGCGUUUGUUUGUUUGUUUUUUAAAGGUGUUGUUAGUAUACUAUUUUAAUAGCAAAGAGAUCAACGACUUUGGUUUCAGCCCAACCAGGGAUUAUCAAACCAGGCAGACAUCCAAGGAUGGGCUGGGCCAGACAGUAUUUUCUUCGGGAAAUCUGAUGUUUAGGACCUAACUAUACAGGGAUGAUGGUUUUUUGUUUUUACAACUAGUUUGGUAAUACUUUUUUUUUUUAAGUUGUACAUUUGACUCAAGACCGAAUUUCUCAUACCUGUAUAUACAUACACACAAGUAAGUUACAAUGUAGAUGUGAGUUUUAUUUCACAUUGUUGAAAUAAACUUGUGGUCAUCUCUUACCUGGAGGUCACAGCACAUGUGUUUCCAAGAGGCCACUAGAUACUCCUCAUGGGAGCACUGCUGACCUCCACAUCCACUUUAUGCACCAAAGUGAAAGAAUUCAGUGUAUCCGUUAUUCUAAUGAGCUACACUACAAAAAUGUUGAGUUAGUCAAGGGCUUAAUUUAUGGACUUUAUAUUAUUUCCUUAAUUGGGAUGCUUUGCCAGGUCAUUUACUUAUUGCCUCAUGUGUGGUAUUUUAAAGUUUUAUGAACCCUUAAUUUGAAGAACUUCACUCGAGAAAUGCCCACACUAGCUGAGCGGUGUUUUGCAAUGGAAAAUGGAAGCACUGUGUAGCAAUUAAUUCUCUGCUUUCAACCAAGUACUGUGUGUUAGUCUUUCUCCAUGAAAGCAGGUCAUAAGGAAGUUAGCAGAUUAUGUAUCUUCCUUCUUAGAAGUAGAUUCUGGUCACUCUGUGCUUGGGCAGCGUCAGACCAGAGGGGAUAAACUGACUGUUGAACAGGUGAGAAGUGAGAAAGCUUCACCUUCUCUCAAGAAAGUUGAUAGAGGAGCAUUUGCUGGUUUGGAAGCAUGGUGGAGAUUGCAUUUCCGGUUUCUCUCAGUGGCCUGUGGUGAGGACUCUGGCCCCUGGCCUUAAUUUUGCACCCCGAUCCCCUUGCUUGGAGCUAGGCCUGGGGCUCCUGCCCAGCCCCUCUCAGUUACAUACCAGCUCCUUGGGGGAGGCUCAAAAUUCAGAUGGACGUGGGUGGGGUAAAAGGUCAGAGUAGAAACUCUUUCUUCCCUCCAGGAGGCCCCCCAUUGCCUCCCCACAGAAACCACACUUCUCGUAAGGUGUCUCUAGGAGGACCUGUCAGAGGACAGGGCUCAGGCAUUUUCUAUCAAGGGUGCUCUGAACAUAUUUUAUUUUUUAAAGAACUAUGUUUGUGAAAUUUAUGUAUACUGGCAAGCUUUUGAAAAAUGUAUUUAAUUUUGUAAUGUUUACCAAUGAUUUAUUUACAAGCUAUUUACUCAAAUAAA